AUGAAAAGAUACGUCGCGGAGCUGCAGAGAAUUGCGUUUGAAAAGUCGAGCAACAUGUUCACGCAGGACCAGUUGUACAAUACCUUUCAGGGGAUGCAACUGCGAGGGAUCACAGGAGGCUUUAUGGCCUUCCUGGAUACGCUGAACCACCAAAACUUUUUGCUGAAGAAGGGACCGCGGACCUACCAACUCUCCGUUGUCAUGUAA
Linnemannia hyalina is the source of this 207-nucleotide messenger RNA. The record is from the annotation of a GenBank genome assembly. Lineage: Eukaryota; Fungi; Mortierellomycota; Mortierellomycetes; Mortierellales; Mortierellaceae.